Molecule: messenger RNA, 924 nt
Organism: Hansenula ciferrii
Lineage: Eukaryota; Fungi; Ascomycota; Saccharomycetes; Phaffomycetales; Wickerhamomycetaceae
Exons: 1
Coding region: 1-924 (307 amino acids)
Source: RefSeq, a predicted model, not a curated record
AUGCAAAAUAGAGGUAGACCUAAAUCAAGAAGUCCAAGUCCAGGUUGUAAAGAGAGUGAUCCUUUGUUUUAUAGAUUGAAUGUCACAAAUGAUAAAUUUUAUUUGGCUGGUUAUAAAUUGUUGAAAGGUCUGAAUAGUUUUUGUGACAUUUCCAAUGAUUUUAAAUAUAAUUGUAAACAAUCAUGUUGUGAAAAUUUAAAGACUAAGGAAUUAUAUAUUGAUGAAAGUAAAUGUGUUUUCUAUAGAGUUUCAAAAUCUCAACAUGUUAGAAAUUCAAAUGAUGUUUUGAAUCAUGGUGUUCCAAUUGAUUAUAAAGAAUUACCAAUUGAAUUUUAUGAUAAAUCACGUUCUAACUUUGUUGAUCUUAGGAAUGAAGAUGGUGAACCAUUAGACUCGUCAGAUGAUGAUGGCGAACUUGUUUCUAAUGAAUUACUACAUUAUAAUUUAUCAAAUGAUGAUCAUCCAGACCAUGCUUACUUGAACAUCCCAAAUGGUGAAGCAAGAAUUGUCAGACCAGAAAGAGUUGUUAACAAUCAUAAAAUAUCAGAAGCUGAUGAAAUCUAUCGUCAAAUUAAUAAAAAACAUGCUCAUUAUCAACCACAGUUAGACAUUGAAAGUUUUGAUUUGAAUGAUAUUUUACACCUGGAUGCUUCAAAUUUAAAAGCUACUGAAAAUGAAAUUUUAGCUUCAAAUUAUGAAAUUGAAUUCAACCGUGAUGAUUCUUGGAGUGAUAGCAAUAAUUAUUUUGCACAACAAUCAGUUCAACCAUCAAAUAAGUCAAAUAAAAGAUCCCGUGAAGAUGAAGAUGAUAAUGAUGAAUCACCAAAUAAAUUCCAAAAACAAUCAACUAUUGAUUUAAAUAGAACAAUUGGUGGGAUGAGUUUAAGAACACUCAAGGCAUUAGCAACUUAUGCUAAUUAUUAG